Messenger RNA from Drosophila eugracilis, 7104 nucleotides. It is a transcript of the gene Gug, whose product is annotated as arginine-glutamic acid dipeptide repeats protein. Gene Ontology annotation, molecular function: transcription corepressor activity. The coding region runs from base 929 to 6985 and encodes 2018 amino acids. The transcript has 15 exons. Lineage: Eukaryota; Metazoa; Arthropoda; Insecta; Diptera; Drosophilidae. The record is from RefSeq and is a predicted model, not a curated record. Gene Ontology annotation, cellular component: nucleus.
ACCGCGUAAAGUAUAUAUUUUUACAAAAUGGUGGCUUCUUCGCGGAGAAAUUCGUAGUGGCGAUUAUUAACAAAAAGCACGCAUUUUGGCCAGCGAAAUAUUGCAAAUUGUUGGCGAAAAUACUCGCAACGACGCUGGCUGCGGCGUCCAACUGGAAAACUCGCGGAAAAGCAACCAAAAAACGCGCAAGAACCUUGUGAAAAUAACUGAAAGCGAAGGCAGGCAAUAAAAAAACGCAAGCAACCAAAGUGCGUGCCUGUGUGUGUUUGUGUAAGUGUGUGUCUGUGUGCGCUGCUCUCUGUCUGUGCCUGUGUGUGUGCGUGUGAGUGUGUCUCUCUGUUAGUGUGUGUGUGUGCGCAAAGUGUAUGCAAAAAAGAAGAAGAGAAACGGAGAAGAGCGUUAAAAAAAAAGCGUACGACGAGUUUCACGCGCCCAACAACAAAAACACAAAAAACAGCAGCAGCCACAACAACAAAUACAACAACUACACUUGGCAGCGGCAGCAAUAAAAAUAACAAACAGCAGCAGUAAAAUCUGUGUUUGUGCAAAUUAACCAAAAUAUACAUUUCCGGCUACUCACGGCCCCCUCGCUGAGCAACAACAACAUCAACGAUAUCAAGAACAACAGGAGCAGAACAACAACAACAACAACAACAACAGCAGCCAAGACCGCCCACCCUCUUCCGCAUCCAUUAACCCAGCCCAACAUAAUCAUCAUCAACAGCAUCAUCAACUGGAGUCUGGAAUCUGGAGACGGAUACCAUAGACCGGAGUUACUUUGCCGCCUGCUGCUGGAGAGAGGAGCUUCUUCGGUAGGAACGCCUCGACGAAAUACAACCCCGACCCCGGAUUCAUGUUGAAUUUCAUACAUAUCGUAGAGGGCAUAAAAAGGCUUAACACUGGACCGGAAGCGUGUUUUUAAAGGGUGAUGGCGGCCUCCACUCAAGGAGAAAUUCGAGUGGGUCCCGGCCACCAGGUAAACGAUGUCUAUGCAAAACUGCCCGAUUAUAAUCCAAUCUCAAGCUUCCCCAUCGACAAGGAAACCGAUGAACGUGAACUAGAGGAAUCAAGAUGGAGUCCAGGCGUUGUGGCCGAUGGCGACUUGUUAAUGUUCUUGCGUGCGGCUCGCUCUAUGGCUGCAUUUCAAGGAAUGUGUGAUGGCGGACUAGAAGACGGUUGUUUGGCUGCCAGUCGCGACGACACCACAAUAAACGCACUCGACGUGCUCCACGAUUCUGGCUACGAUCCAGGCAAAGCUCUACAAGCACUAGUAAAGUGCCCCGUUUCGAAGGGCAUCGACAAGAAGUGGACCGAGGACGAAACAAAGAAAUUCAUCAAGGGUCUGCGUCAGUUUGGGAAGAACUUCUUCCGCAUUCAUAAGGACCUGCUGCCGCAUAAGGAUACGCCGGAGCUGGUCGAGUUCUACUAUCUGUGGAAGAAGACGCCCGGCGCAAACAACAAUCGGCCGCACAGGCGACGCCGUCAGAGCGCCCUGCGCCGCAACCGUGUGACACGGGCCAACAACAGCAGCAAUAGCAACACCCCUCCCAAGAAGGAGGACACUCCAGAACCACAAACUGCGACGACGGCGACGGCGGCGGCAACCGCGGCGUCCGAGACGGCGAGUCGAUCCUCGCCCGCUGUCUCCAAGGAGGAGAACAGCUCGCUCACCGAGGACGACGCCAGCGAGUGCGACAGUGAUUCGAGUCUGACCCACAAAAGGGAUGAAUCACCCUCAAGGAUGAGGACGCGAAAUAAGCAACAGAACAACAACAGCAGCACCAGCAGCAGCAACAACGCGGCCGGCAACGGUGGCGGUAACGCCACAUCCAUAAGUAGCGGUUCAACCGGCGGCGGUGCCGCUGGCGGCAAUAGUUCGUCUAAGGACCAGUCAACCAACGCCGUGGCUAAUGGCAAGAGGCCCAAGCGAGGCUCCGAAACACCGGAUGUUGCCGGCGGAGCCUCGGUCGAUAGUCCUAAGACACCGACGAAGAGCGUGGCCGAAAGUUCGGCCAACAAGCGCAAAGGUGGUAAACAAGAUACGCCCAACAAAAAGAAACGAACGGAGCAGGAGGUCAACGAGCCGAGUGCCCAAGAAGAGAAUGUUGUCAAGGAGAAGCGCAAGCGACCGGAUAGCCCGGUGGAGAGCAUGAACUCUGACAGCAGACCAGACUCUGUGCUCGACGAUGGAGAAUCCAACACCACAGAUACCACCACCGCCGAGCAGCAUUCCACUAAGGAUAGCAAGGAGACGGUCAGCUGCAAGGAGGAGCGCGAAAUGGUCACCAACGAUCUGGAGGUCAAGGCCGAGGAAAAGGCGAUCAAGGCAGAGACUUUGGCGGAGGAUAGCAAGGAUAGCGCAAUCAAAAAUAUGGAUGAGGAGACGAAUAUCCAAGCGCCUAACAGCGUGGAGACAAGUUUGGUGGAUGGACCCAACCCUAUUGCCGUGGCUAAUCCUGUAGCACCACCAAUUACCAUGAAAGUGCCCACAAUUGCGACUGUGGAGGCGCUAAAUGCUUCCGUGGAUCGCAAGGAGGCCAUUGAAAAAAUGGAGUCUUGCGACAACGAUCCGGAGAUGCUUAAGAAGCUGGCAACUAUUAAGCAGGAAGUUUCUCCGCAGCUGCAACAGCAACAGCACAUGCAGCAGCAAACGCAGCAGCAAAUGCAGCAGCAACUCGUUCCAGUUGGCAUUCAGCCACCGCCUACUUGUCCGCCUUCUGAGUCGGUGUACAUCAAGAAGGAGCCCAUGGAGGACUCCAUGGAUGCCACGUGCAAUCAGAACAGCAAUGAGCCUCAGGACCUGAAGGUGAAGAUCGAGAUUAAAAACGAGGAUGCCCUUAAGCACAGUGCUGGAGGAGGUCUGCCACCAACAGGUCCUGGUGGACCGCCUUCAGCUCUGCAUCCACUUUCCGGAGCUCCAGUAGAGAGUAGUCAAGAGCUCUUGCAUCUGCAGCACAUCCCUCAUGGACCGGUGCCAACACAACCACCUCCUGGUUACCUUAUCGAUGGUCAGCUAAAGUAUGGACCACCGGGACAAGGUGUACCCCCACAGCCACCACAACUGCACAGCGAUGGGCCUGGAGGAGCCAGCGGACCACCGCCUGGAGCGCCGACAACGCCGCAGAAGUAUCCGCCCGAGAUGGAAAUGAAGUUCGCUCCCCAGGAUCUCAAGUAUCCCCCACCGCCGCCUCUUGAUGCACUGAAGUAUAGUCAGGAGAUGCAAGCAUCGGCGGCGGCGACGGCAGCGGCGGUAGCAGCAGCUGCCGGAAAAUACGAUAUGAAGUAUAUGAUUGAGCAGCAGGGCAAGUACCCCGUAGAGUUGUCCGCUGCCCAUCAGCCGCUAAGUAAGCCGGGUUACCAAGAUUCGCUGAAGAUACCCGAUGUGAAACCAGGAUUUGGUCACCUGCCGCACAAUGUAGGCUCGCCUUUGGAUGUUGCCCAUAAAUACGGGCCGCCUCCCACAUCACAAGAGUCCCAGCAGCAACCUCAGCCACCAGCACAUCAGGUUCCGCCGGGAGCAACUCCACCACCAGGCAUCGCCAUGCCUAAGCCGCACUACCAGCACGAUGUGCAGACGCCACCAUUGGGUCGGCCCUUCGAGCCCACUGGUCUUAUGCUCAAGUAUGGCGAUCCAUUAGCGGCAAAAUAUGGCCCGCCGCAGGAUCUCAAGUACCCGAUGCCACCGGUCUCACAGGCAGGACCGGCGGACGUGAAACCGUAUGGUGGUGAAAAUUUGAUCAAGUCUUCGCCAUAUGGACCGCCUCCGGAGAGCCCUAUCGAUGCUUCCGCGCGCUCAACGCCUGGUCAAGAUAGCCAGGGCAGCAACAGCAAUUCACAGCCACCGUCGAUGCCUCCGCAGCCCCAGCAGUUCCAGUCGCCGCAUCCAUCGCCGCAUAUGCCUUCUCCAGCCGGAGGUGGCCUGCCACCGGGAAUGCAUCCGCAAAAUCUCAUUCACGGACCGCCACCAGGUUCAGCGGGAGGUGCUGGCCCUCAGCCACCUCCACCGCCCACGUCGUUGCACCAGCCCACUCCCACGGCUCCAGGUCCGCCAAGUCUGCAACAUGGAUUGCAUCCUGGUCACCCGCACCCGCAACUUUCUGCGGCUUCAUCGCUACCGCCGAGCUCGAUUGGAAUUCCUCCCACGCUGUCGACAAUGGCGCCCUCGCACAUGCACCCGCACCUUCACCCACAUGCGCAUCUGCAGGGUCUCCAUCGGCCGCACGACCUACCGCCCAGUAUGCAUCCACAUGCGCCCAUGCCUCUGUCGUUGCAGGGACAUCCGCAGCAUGGUCAUGGACUGCCUCCCUCGCACGCUCCUCAGCAGCAACAGCAACAACAACAGCCGCCUGGCGGACCAGCUGGCACGGUGCGAACUCCAUCACCUGCUCAGCAGCCGCCCAGAUCCCUGCACGAUCCACAAUCGUCACGAGAGCCGCCCAGCUCACAGCCCUCGACCACGAUGGCAGGAUCGAGUGGUCCGAGUGGACCAGCGCCGCAACAGUCGCCGCACGCGCAUCGCACAUCGCCUUUACCUGGCCUCGCAGGUAGUGGACCUCCGCCGCCAGGACUUAUCGGGCAUCCGAUGGCCAUACAUCCGCAUCUGGCUCACCUGCCACCCGGUCAUCCGGCCCACGCAGCGCUGGCUCAUCCGGGACACCAUCUACUGUCGCAUUCGAUAGCUGGUUUGGGUCCUGGCGGCGGACCCAUAGCGUUGCUGGCCGGACCCGGUGGACUUGGAGGUAUACCAGAAUCCGCCCUUAGUCGCCGCACCCCGCCUUCACACUUGCCACACUCGCACGCCUCUACGGCCCCGCUGACUCCGCAUUCCGUGGCCAGCAUGACGUCUACCAGUAUGUCCCUUACCACCAGCACGGUGCCAUCGUCCGCCUUUAGUCGCGCCAGUCCCAGCGUACAGAUCUCGAGCGGUGGUGGAGGCCCUUCAGGUCCCGGAAGUGUUGGACCUGGAGGAUUACCAAACUCCUCAGCAGCGGCAGCAGCGGCUGCUGCGGCAGCUGCUCACCGUGCGGCCUCACCGGCGUCUAGCGUCAGCAGUCUAAGUCGUCAGAGCCCGCUCCAUCCGGUGCCACAAUCGCCGCUUAGCCAUCAUCCCUCAUCCUCUGCGUUAUCUGCAGCAGCAGCCGCUGUGGCAGAAAGGGAUAGACAUGCGUUGAUGCGACAACAAUCACCACACAUGACGCCACCACCGGUGUCCAACGCCUCGUUAAUGGCAAGCCCACUGAGCAAGAUGUACGUUCCUCAGCCGGGUCAGAGAGGUUUGGGAACAUCUCCACCACCUCAUUUGCGGCCGGGAGCUUCGCCUCCGGUGAUCCGUCAUCCGCAGAUGCCUCUACCGUUGCCACUUAUUGCGCCUGGCGGAGGAAUCCCUCAGAUUGGAGUGCAUCCGGGCCAGUCACCCUAUCCGCAUCCACUACUGCAUCCCUCCGUGUUUUACUCUCCGCAUCACCAUCCCUUCAAUUCCCCAUAUGGAUAUGCGCCCUAUGGUCCAGGAUUCCCAGCCUACAUGAAGCCCCCACCACAACCGGGACAACUGGAUCCGGCAGCUGUAAUGGCCGCCCACCAUGCUGGAUUACAAGGACCGCCUCCCCAGCAAAUGCGUCAGGAUGAGCAAAAUGCUGCGGCAGCCGCUGCAGCAGCAGCUGCUGAGAAACAACACCAAGCGGCUGCAGCAGCGGCAGCUCAGCAACACAAAGCGCCGCAGCAACAACCGCCCGGCGGUAUGCCACCAAACAAGCCGCCAACGCCAAAGACACCACAGGGUCCGGGCGGUGGUUUGCCACCUGGAAUGGGUGGACCGGGAACACCUACGGGACUACCGCCUGGUGCUUAUCCUGGCAGUCAUAUGCCAGGAUAUCCACAAGGGCCGCCUCAUGGUUCACCCUUCGCGCCGCAAGAUGGUCAGCCUCAUGGCCUCAAACCGACAUCGCACAUGGAUGCCCUGCGAGCACAUGCACACUCGGCCAAUUCGGCGGGUAUGGGCGGAGGACAUCAUCCCACGGAGCCAUUGCCCAUUGAUAUUGAACCUGAUCCGGAGCCAGAGAUACCCAGUCCCACGCACAAUAUACCACGUGGUCCCAGUCCCGAGGCGAAACCGGACGACACCGAAUGCCAUCGCUCUCAGUCUGCCAUAUUUGUGCGCCACAUCGAUCGUGGGGAUUACAAUUCAUGCACGAGAACGGAUUUGAUCUUCAAGCCAGUGGCCGACUCAAAGUUGGCCCGCAAGCGCGAAGAACGCGACCGCAAGCUGGCCGAAAAGGAGCGUGAGCGGCGUCAGCAGCAGCAACAACAGCAACAGCAGCAACAACAACAGCAAGCGGCAGCGGCUCAACAGGCGGCGCAGCAGGCCAAGAUGAAGGCCGAGUUAAAGCCUCCGUAUGCUGAUACGCCGGCACUGCGUCAACUGUCCGAGUAUGCUCGUCCCCACGUCGCCUUCAGUCCUGUUGAGCAGAUGGUGCCAUAUCAUCAUCCAAUGGGCCCCAUGUACAGAGAGAGGGAAUUGGAGGAGAUAAAGAACGCACAAGCUGCUGCGGCAAGUCAAUCCCGACUAGAUCCGCACUGGAUGGAAUACUACAGACGCGGCAUUCACCCCUCGCAAUUCCCCCUGUAUGCGAAUCCAGCGAUAUCGCAGAUGGAGAGGGAACGUCUGGGAAUUCCACCUCCGCACCAUGUGGGGUUGGACCCGGGCGAGCACAUGGUGCGUAUGAUACGAUUGACGAGAGAAUAUCAUGCACACUCUCAUACUCAUUUACAUUUGCCUUUGCAUCCACAGCCGCAACCACCGGAGGCCGGUUUCCAACUGCCACCGAAUGUUGGCCAGUAUCCGCGGCCAAAUAUGCUUAUACCUAGGGAGCCACACUCGGAUGUCCUGCUGCGCAUGUCUUAUGCCGACCAACUACAGUAUUUACAGGCCGCCGAGUUCCAGCGACAGUCCCUGCACGAUCAAUACUUUAGACAACGGCCCAGAUAAGUGGACAGACAGCAAUUGUAGAGAGCAAGCAACUGAACAAAGACAAUACUCGGGCCGCGGCCGUGAGGAACUGCUUUGUGUGAUUUUUGUGUUCAAGCGUUUACAUUUUGUUUUCCACA